Molecule: messenger RNA, 1559 nt
Organism: Malania oleifera
Lineage: Eukaryota; Viridiplantae; Streptophyta; Magnoliopsida; Santalales; Ximeniaceae
Exons: 2
Coding region: 547-1218 (223 amino acids)
Molecular function (GO): zinc ion binding
Source: RefSeq, a predicted model, not a curated record
GGAAUGAGUACACUGCCCUUUGUAACACAAGAGUGCUGAGGGAGGAAGAGGACAAAUGGAAAUUUGCUUUGGCCGGAUACCUUUUUCUUUUGUUUACGCAGACACCAAACAGUAACACCACAAGUCUUUUCCAUCCAAGUCCCCUUCUCUGUAUCAUUAAGCUCUCUGCCUCACCAGACAGUCACCAUACCCUACAGAUGUUUCAGCAGCCCCAUCGCUCCCUUUCAGCCUUUUUUUUUAGAGGGAGAAAGAGAGAGGGGGGGGGGGGGGGGGUGUGUGGGGUGUGGUUUGCAGUAACAUUAUUGCGCCUGAUGCUUUUGAUAAUCUCUAUCCUGUGUGCUCCUUAAAACUGUAGUCUCCCUCGCGCUUUAAGGCUUUAGAUCUUUUUUGGGGUCUUCCUAUGUGUCUGGCAAGUACAGUAGGGAGGGAGGGGCAGUACCUACUACGCCCCCGCGCGCGGGUUUUCUAGAGAACUGCUUGAACACUUGCGGGCAUUCAUGAUCUCUGUCUCUCACUGCCUUUGCAUGAAGAUUUUUGCUCCAAUUUAUGGCAAUGGCGACUGCGGAGAAGUCCCAUGUUGAUGUUAUUGUAGGGGACGGAGGUCGCUGUCACUUGAUCGCUGGGAAUGAUGCCGCACGCGACGGGAGUCUCCCCGACGCCGCUGACGGGGCCCGCGGGUCCUCCGACGAACGGAGGUGUCCGAGCGCGUCUCGGACUGAGAUUGUCGGGGUUUCCGAGAGAGGGAGGGGAUCUUCUGUGUCGGAGAGCUCGGUGGAGGUGGAUCUGGAACGUGGGGUUCCUGAGAUUAAGCUACAUUUGGCCACAAUAGAGAGGGAUUGCAGGAUUUGUCAGCUGAGCUUGGAUUCGGUGAAUCAAGAAUCUGGGGUUCCGAUUGAGUUGGGAUGCUCCUGCAAGGAUGAUUUGGCUGCUGCCCACAGGCAGUGUGCGGAGGCAUGGUUCAAGAUCAAGGGGAAUAAAACCUGUGAAAUAUGUGGAUCAUUAGCACGUAAUGUGGUGGGCUCAAAUGAAACCGAGUUGAUAGAGCAGUGGGAUGAGGCAAAUGAUGCAGCAGCAGCAGCUACAACAGUUACUGCGCCUAUGCAUCCAGCAGAUACCCAAAACUGUUGGCAGGGCCACCGGUUCCUGAAUUUCCUCUUAGCUUGUAUGGUCUUUGCCUUCGUCAUAUCUUGGCUGUUCCACUUCAAUGUCCCAUCGUGAUAUCCAGCCGCCCCGGGCAUUUUCCUUGAUAUUAUGGAUAACAGGAUAAGUCCCCAAAGCCUUGGCACUUGGACUGCAAUUCUGAUUUCUGGAUCCUUUUCUGUGUUGUUGCUUCUCCAUUAUUGGCUGGAGCUGAGCUUUCCCAUUACAUUUGCAUGUCUGUAAGUAUUAGAGCUUCUACAAUCUGUUAUAUUUCAUGUGGGUUUCACCCUUUUUCUUGUGCAAGACCUAACUCACUGUAAUGUACUAUUUGUGUGUUAAACAACAGUUGUCUCCUUUUGUUUGUUUGUUUGUUUGUUUUUAUUUUUAAAAUAAUAAUAAUAAUAAUCUCACUUCAUUGA